Messenger RNA from Oncorhynchus nerka (sockeye salmon), 1672 nucleotides. Its product is annotated as serine/threonine-protein kinase SMG1-like. The coding region runs from base 176 to 1672 and encodes 498 amino acids. The record is from RefSeq and is a predicted model, not a curated record. The transcript has 11 exons. Gene Ontology annotation, molecular function: protein serine/threonine kinase activity. Gene Ontology annotation, cellular component: nucleus. Gene Ontology annotation, biological process: nuclear-transcribed mRNA catabolic process, nonsense-mediated decay; protein phosphorylation. Lineage: Eukaryota; Metazoa; Chordata; Actinopteri; Salmoniformes; Salmonidae.
ACAAAAAAUAAAGGAGGAAAAAAAAGAAAGGAGGCCGGACCCGACACAAAACAUAACGCACACGGAUAGCUGUAGAGGGUCCAUUAAUGGACAUAUAAAAUAAACAGCGAGCAAAUACGCUUGUUCACGGAAUUUAAUCCCUUUGAGAGCAGGUCAUGCUGUUCUCGCAAAGGUAAUGAGCCGUAAAGCCCUUGGGUUUCGGCUUAGCAGCGCCCACAAACUGCAGCGAAACUGGAAUGAUUGGCAGCCCAGAGGCGAUAGCGUGUCAGCAGCUAGCCAGGACGGUGUGAAGUGCAUCGCCACCAGAGACCUGGGUCCAGCUGCAGCAGCUGUAUACGACCCAACAGCAGUGGGAGUAGCAACCUCGGACCGGCCUGUCUCCCCACCUCUCCUACAGAAUGAUGCCUUCCCAGACACCGCAGACACACUGGACGAAGGGGGAGGAUAUGAAGCUGCAGGAGGGUUCAGUGAUGAUACUUUUGGUUGGAAGUCGUUGGGGCAAGAGUUGAGGAUCAACGAUGCGACCGCCGAUUUGACCACUUUUCAGCAGCAUGGAAACCGUGCUUUAGCUUCUAAGGACAUGAGGAAAUCCCACGACAGAGGGAUGUCUCACUCUGAUGAGUCUCGCCUGUCCAACCUCCUGCGCCGUGUGUCCCGCGAGGAGGACAGGGACCGCCGGCUGGCCACUGUCAGACAGCUCCGGGAGUUCAUCACUCACUCUGACAACAAAGUGGCCCUGGUGAAACAGUUGGAUACGAUCCUCAGUACCCUGAAUGAUAUUUUGAAUGAAAGCAGUAAGCUGCUGUCAGAGCUACGUCAGGAAGCGGCGGUAUGCCUGGGUCUCCUGUGCACCGCUCUGAGCUAUGAAACAGAGCGCAUCUUCAAGUGGAUGUUUGUCAAGUUCAGCUCCAGCACCCGGGAUGAGGUCAGGCUGCUGUACCUGGUGGCAGCGUACCGAGCCCUGGAGGCAGCCGGAGAGAGGAAGGCCUUCUCACCUGUCAUGCAGCUGGUGAUGAGUAGCCUGCAGUCCAUCCUGGAGAAUCUGGACACGCCGGAGCUGCUGUGUCAGAGCGUCCGCUGCAUCCUGCAGGUGGCCCGCUGCUACCCACACGUCUUCAGCACCAACUUCAGAGAUACGGUGGAUAUCUUGGUGGGCUGGCACAUUGACCACACACAGAAACAGUCUCUGACUCAGCAGGUCUCAGGCUGGCUGCAGAGCCUGGAACAGUUCUGGGUAGCAGACCUAACCUUCUCCACCACGCUGUUGGGACAGUUUCUAGAGGACAUGGAGGCCUACGCAGAGGUUUUGAACCGGGUUUUGGCGUGCGUGUCGACGGCCAAGCAGGUGUUGUUCUCUGAGCCGGUGUUGACGGCGGGGAACGAGUGUGUGUGUGUCCUGCUGGUGAGCUUGGAGCCGUCCGCACAGCUGACCGACGCCGUCAUCACCUACGGUCUGGACCAGCUGGAUGCCUGCCGGGCCUGUGGCCCAGAGUACAGCCUGGCCGUCCUCAGCCUCAUCACGUUGAUUGUGGACCAGAUCAACACUAAGCUCCCAGCGUGGUUUGUGGAGAAGCUGCUGGCUCCAACAUCACAGCUCCUGGAGCUACGCUUCAACAGGGACAGAGAGGUGGGUGUGUUUGUCAGGGAUGUGACAAAUGGAAACAGUUCUUGA